AUGGAGACAUUAUUGAGGAACACCACCUGUAGCAAAGGUCACACACAUCCACCUUGGAACACCACUGGCGUCCUUCGUGUCGAAAAAUGUGAAUCAAUAUGUGGAUUCUGCCAGAAGGAGACCAAGACCGCGGCGAAUCUCCGAAAGGUAACGUCCACUCCAUCGUGGUAAAUGAGUAUGAAGCGGCGGCUAAUCGUACUUUGCCAUUAAGCACGUCGCUAUCCACAUCAAAAACGAAAGACUCAACUUGACCAUUGCGGAGGGUUCGAGUGGACGUGGAAGACUGUGUGUUGGAACCUUGCCCUUUACUCACAGUGCUACGGCUAAUUGUCAGUAGCGAAAUGCCUCAAACAUUCGAACGAGAAUCUUCCUCGGGAUCACGACUCUCCUACUUUUCCGAUGAGACAGACGCAAGUUCAUCGGCGAGAAGGAAUAAUGGACUCGCCAGAGUACGUUCCAAUCAAGGAUCAUCUGCAGACCCAUUUUCGCCUUCAGCGGUCUUGAUGUCGAUGCACCAACCCCAUUCACAAUCUGGAAUUUCCAGAUCAUAUCCAUCCUCUUCAACUUCUACACCUACUUCCCAAGGCCUCACAUCUUCCAACCACCAAUCGGUCUACAGCUACCCCUACUCCACCCCAACCACAACAUCCAUCUCCCAAAGCUCCCAACCCCCUUCCCAAGUCUACUCCGCCCUCGACGUUCACUACCCCAGCCCAGAAAAAGACCUCUUCCGCGUCCUCCGCGAGCACAACAUCAGCACCAAAACAGCCUGGACCGUGAUCCCCGCCUCGGAAGGAACUCGCGUCCUCGAAUUAUGUAAAUCCCUCUCAGUAGCACAGGAGGUUCGCGGCUCGUCACUAGCGACUGCCCCCGUACCUUGUUAUCACCGCGAGACGCUGUAUGAUGAGGAGUGGCAGGCGCACAUGAGGGAUGUGCAUGGAGUCUUCUUCCUCUGGCCCGAGACGUGGAUGAAGAGGAUUGAGGUGGUGGAUUUGGAAGCUUACGGAGGGGACAUUGGGGGGAUCAACAAUCUGAUGAUGGAGUGA
This is a messenger RNA of Hymenoscyphus albidus, 1046 nucleotides long. NCBI's taxonomy places the organism in Eukaryota, Fungi, Ascomycota, Leotiomycetes, Helotiales, Helotiaceae. The record is from the annotation of a GenBank genome assembly.